Homarus americanus (American lobster) is the source of this 3070-nucleotide messenger RNA. RefSeq names its product serine/threonine-protein kinase D3-like (gene PKD). Gene Ontology annotation, molecular function: ATP binding; protein serine/threonine kinase activity. The transcript is spliced from 18 exons. Lineage: Eukaryota; Metazoa; Arthropoda; Malacostraca; Decapoda; Nephropidae. The coding region runs from base 372 to 2852 and encodes 826 amino acids. Gene Ontology annotation, biological process: protein phosphorylation. The record is from RefSeq and is a predicted model, not a curated record.
UUCUGUCAGUGUCAGUGUAGGUGUUGUUUCGUACAUACUACUUGCGAUGUCCGGAGUGAAAUGCUUUUAUUAAAUUUGUAUGUGAUUCGGAAUACAAGUUUUUAGAGAGAUAAGAAGUCCAUAUCAAGCCUCUGCGUCCAAGGUAAAUUUUCGAUAUAGAUCAAUGCGCCCUACUUUAAAAUCCAUCUGUUUUUGUGGUUAGACGUACCAGUUUCUCUUGGGAAAUUGCCUGUGACACAGAUUUCGAACUCUGCGUUAAGGUUACCAUCACACCACGCUGGGGGUUCAUAUUGCAGAGGAGCUCCUUGGUGUAUUUGCGUCACGAAUGUAUACUCGUCCCUCCCUGUUCCAUACCGACCUGAGUUCAGUUGAUGGAGGUGACUGGAGCAGAUAUAAGCUUCUCCUUACAGCACGGUCUGAUCCGGGAUACGACAACUGUCAAUGCAUCACAGCUCACUCUUAAAACCUUGAAAGAUCGGGCAUGUGAAUUCAUCAACUCAAAGUUCCCAGACCACAGCCUUAACAAGCUCAACGAGCGACUCAUUCUCUUUCGACACGACUACGACUCGCCAAACAUCCUUCAGAUCAUCAACGCAGCUUCCGAAGUAACUCAGGACACCUUGGUCGAGAUCGUCAUGUCAGCUCACAACCCAUCAGAUGAAGUGCAGAUUCGGCCACACAUGUUAUAUGUUCAUUCAUAUAAGACUCCCACAUUUUGUGAUUUCUGUGGUGAAAUGCUCUGGGGGUUGGUCAGACAAGGGCUCAAAUGUGAAGGAUGUGGUCUUAAUUUUCACAAACGAUGUGCCUACAAGAUUCCUAACAACUGUAGUUAUGCACGGCGUCGUCGUACUUCUAUGCAACCAAUGCCACAUUCUCCUUCUGAUUCACUGAAUUCACUCCACAAUGUGUCGUCUCUGGAGGGGGAUGCCCCGGUGGUAAGGGACAUGGCCUCCCUAGCUGUCACUUCAACAACUUCCAGUCCAAACAUGAAGUCUGGUCGGCCGUCCUUCAGUGGAUCAGUUGGUAGACCAGCUUGGGUGGAGAAAGAACUGGCUGGAAGAAUUAAGGUACCUCAUUCCUUUGCACUGCACAGCUACACAACACCUACCAUCUGCCACUACUGCAAGAAGCUCUUAAAAGGUCUCUUUCGGCAAGGUGUUCAGUGUAAAGACUGCAAGUUUAAUGCUCACAAGAAAUGUUCAGAGAGAGUGCCAAAGGACUGUACUGGAGAGGCACCCAAAAAGGAUGAUGGGGACACUGGUUCUGAUGGUUCUCGUGACGAUGAAAGUGACAAUGAAGAUUCACCACCAUCGACGAUUCAGUUUGACCCAGAGGGUAAUGAUGAAGAAAAUAUCCCAAGGCCAAGGCCACACAGUCCAUCAGCCAGCAACAACAUUCCCCUGAUGAGAAUUGUGCAGUCUGUAAAACACACCAAACGACCAUCGAAGGUGCUCAAAGAAGGGUGGAUGGUUCAUUGCACAAAUAAGGACAGUAUGCGCAAGAGGCACUAUUGGCGUCUGGAUACAAAAUCCAUUACAUUGUAUCAGAAUGAAACAAGCACCAAGUAUUACAAAGAAAUACAACUCUCAGAAGUGCUAAAUAUAGAAACUGCUAAACAGCCGCAACCAACUGAUGUAUCAAGAGGGGUAAUGCACUGCUUUGAGCUACGGACUGCAAAUGUUGACUACUAUGUUGGAGAAGAACCCAUUAGCAAGAAAGAUGGAGCUCCAGUCGUUAAUCCUCCAGAGACUGGCAUUGGACUUUACUUAGCCAAGGUGUGGGAGAAUGAAAUUCGUAAAGCAUUGAUGCCAGUAACACCUCAGGCCAGCACAACACCCACCCACCCUCAGCAGCAGGGUAUGGAUAAGGAAGAAGCCACUUGUAAUGACAUCUCACAGAUUUAUCAGAUAUUCCCUGAUGAGGUCCUUGGUUCUGGACAAUUUGGUAUUGUUUAUGGAGGUGUUCAUCGGAAGUCUUCCCGUGCUGUUGCUAUUAAAGUUAUUGACAAGUUAAGGUUUCCUACGAAGCAAGAGGCAGCCCUCAAGAAUGAAGUAGCUAUCCUGCAGAAUCUUAGUAAUCCGGGUGUCGUCAACUUGGAGAGAAUGUUUGAAACUCCUGAGAGAAUUUUUGUUGUAAUGGAAAAGCUGAAGGGAGACAUGUUAGAGAUGAUAUUAUCAUCAGAGCGUGGCAAACUCUCUGAACGCAUCACCAAAUUCAUCAUAUAUCAGAUCUUGGCUGCCCUAAAACAUCUUCACAGUAAGAACAUUGUACAUUGUGACCUAAAACCAGAGAAUGUUCUUCUGUCAUCUGCUAGUGACUUUCCACAAGUGAAGCUCUGUGAUUUUGGCUUUGCCCGAAUUAUAGGAGAAAAAUCAUUCAGGAGAUCUGUUGUGGGAACACCUGCUUACUUGGCUCCGGAAGUAUUGCGCAACAAGGGAUACAACCGGUCUUUGGAUAUGUGGUCUGUAGGAGUCAUCACUUAUGUCUCCCUCUCUGGAACAUUCCCAUUUAAUGAAGAUGAGGACAUUAAUGAUCAAAUUCAAAAUGCUGCCUUCAUGUACCCACCCAAUCCUUGGAAGGAGAUAAGCCAAGAGGCUAUUGAUCUGAUUACCAAUUUGUUACAAGUAAAGCAGAGGAAGCGUCUCACAGUGGAUAAGUCACUUGCACAUGUAUGGCUUCAGGACUACCAGUGUUGGUGUGAUCUAAGGGAACUAGAACGAAAAGUCGGUGUACGUUAUGUCACACAUGAAUCUGAUGAUGCUCGCUGGGCAACUUAUCGUAAACCAGGUGUCCCCAUGUCUCCAGUCACUCCAACAUCUGGCUCUCCUGAUGAUGAUGUGUUAGCAGCAUAAUUGAUAUUAAAACUAAUUAUUUUAUCAAGUAUUGUAAGUGCUACUGUUCAGGUAUUCCAGAUAGAAAUGACUGAUAUUGAGGGAGAUGGUAAUGUGAUGUUAAGUGAAGUUUUGUUAUGAAACAAGAUAUGAAUGUGAAAUAGCAUCUAGAACUUUGUAGUAUUUAUAGUUACAGAGUAUUGCAAUAUAUUACACACAAAUAAAAAAAAAAAUCUGAA